AACGGCAGUCUCUAAUCAAUACUUCCCGCUCCCCAUCUAGAUUUGAACAACUUGUUAUUAAAUUUAUUUAUUUUUUGUUGUUGCAAUUUCGACUCUUAUCGCGAUAUCGUAGUACUAACCUAUUUGGAGCGUUUUAUCAGAUACAGAUUAUACUGUUCUUGUAAGCGGUUUAAUUAGGGAAGAGAGAAAAAUGAAUCGAAUUUUCUGUUUUCUUCACCCAAAAAAUUAUAUUGAAAAACAAAUUUCUUUUUAUUUUAGUAAAACAUUCUCAACAAAAAAUUUCAAACCAUUUUACGACAGUUUUCUGCAACAUUCUGAUAAUAUAGCUGUAAUUGAUAAUCGUGGUUCGUUUAGAUAUAAAGAUAUUUUGCAUACUAGUUAUCUUUUAGCCCAGAAAAUUAAAAAAAUAAUUCCUAACUCUAAUGAAAGGAUUUCUUUCCUGUGUUCAAGUGAUGCUACUUAUGUGUCUGUGCUAUUAGCUUGUUGGAUUACUGGUAACACUGCAGUUCCUUUAUGCAGUGCACAUCCCCCUUCACUUUUAGAGUAUUAUAUUACUGAUUCACAAAGUAACCUUUUAAUUUCAAAUGAAAAGUAUGUGGAAACAAUAAAAAAUAUUGCAUCCAAGUCCAAUCUUCCUUACUUUACUGUAGAUCAUGAUAUAUUAUCUAGCUCGUCAACUGUUGAUCAUCAUCAAUUAUUACAAUCAGAGUUCUUUUCAUGGGAUUCUAGUUAUGAGAACAAAAGAGGGCUUAUAAUUUACACCAGUGGAACUACUGGUCGACCCAAAGGUGUUGUUCUAAAUCAUGGUACCCUUCAUGCACAGACUUCAGCUGUUAUUAAAAUGUGGGAAAUUUCAUCAACUGACUCUAUUCUCAAUUCUUUGCCUCUUCAUCAUAUACAUGGAAUUAUGAAUGCAUUACUUUGUCCUAUAAAAGUUGGUGGCACAGUUGUCUUUCAGCAGAAAUUUGAUACAGUAGAGGCAUGGAAACACUUUCUUAACAUGGAUAACAAGCCCAGGGUAAAUCUGUUUUUUGCUGUUCCUACUAUGUACGCAAAGUUAGUGCAAGAAUUUGAGAAAGUUGGGAAAAGUGAAAGUGAAGCUAGAAAGCAAUGUUUGAAAUCAAUGAGGUUAAUGUGCUCUGGUUCUGCAUCUUUACCAGUACCAGUUUUCUGUCGUUGGGAAGAUAUUACAGGCCAUCGUAUUGUUGAACGUUUUGGAAUGUCUGAAAUUGGAAUGGCAUUGUCUACUCAAUUAAAGGGGCCCCGUGAGGCAGGUACUGUUGGGGUUCCUUUACCUGAUGUUGAAGUUAAAAUACGAAAAAUAAGUGAUGAAUCUUCAAAUGAAGCAAUUGAUUUGGUCGUGGGUGAUUAUUCUCAAGUAAAAGUUCUAACAGGGGGUGAUACUUCUGGUGAGCUACUUGUUAGAGGUCCUAAUGUGUUCAAGGAGUAUUGGAAUAAGGAAAAGGCUACUAAGGAAGCAUUUACAGAAGAUGGUUGGUUCCUCACAGGUGAUACUACAUGUUUUGAGAAUGGAGCUUUUAAGAUUCUCGGAAGAACAUCUGUUGAUAUAAUAAAAAGUGGAGGAUAUAAGAUUAGUGCUCUUGAAGUUGAAUCCUGCUUACUUCGACAUCCUGAUAUUGUUGAAUGUACAGUGCUUGGACUUCCUGAUGAUGUAUGGGGAGAAAGAGUUACUGCUAUUAUCGUAUUCAAGAAAGGUAAAGAAGUAUCAGAUGCUGAGCUCAAAACUUGGUGUAAGCAAUAUAUACCUCCAUAUACAGUUCCAUCAAUCAUUAAACAUGUUAACGCAAUUCCUCGAAAUGUCUUGGGAAAAGUCAAUAAAAAAGAAAUGAGAGCACAGUUAGCAUCUGACAAAAAAUGAAAAUCAUGUUUUGUGAAUAAUCAACUACUUACUAUUUUUACUACUUAGAAUCUUGUUUGUUACUUAUUAAAUUUCUUUUUUUUUUAUUUAAUUAUAUUUGAUAUAUUUUGUCAAAAGCUGAUAAAUGUUUGAAGCAAAAAAAAGAUGGAAAAUCAACAUUUAAGCAACUUUAUUUUUAAAAAUCUUUAUUCAGUUAUUCUUAUUUGUAGAAGUUAUUUUUACAAUUGAUGUAAAUACAGGUAAUUAAUUUUAAAGCUGCGUUAUAUAUUUAAAUAUUAUAAAAUUAUAAAAGCAACAUAUAAUAGUUUUAUUUUGGCAAUAUUUCUGUUUAAGGUGAUUUAACAUUUUAUUAUUUUCCUGUUUUAACAUAUAUUAAUAACUAAUGAAACAUAUAUUAAUAAUUAUUGUAUGAACAAAUCUAUUUUAUGAAGUAAAAACAUAUCAGAUUUUGUUUGGAGGUGAUUUUUGUCAACU
Argiope bruennichi is the source of this 2353-nucleotide messenger RNA. RefSeq names its product malonate--CoA ligase ACSF3, mitochondrial-like (gene Acsf3). The record is from RefSeq and is a predicted model, not a curated record. The transcript has 6 exons. Lineage: Eukaryota; Metazoa; Arthropoda; Arachnida; Araneae; Araneidae. Gene Ontology annotation, molecular function: medium-chain fatty acid-CoA ligase activity. Gene Ontology annotation, biological process: fatty acid metabolic process. Bases 191 to 1879 code for a protein of 562 amino acids.